AUGAUUUUCUUCUUGGCCUUGGUUUUUCUCUGCUUUCGUAGUAUUGUCGCAGCAUCUGAUGAUGAUUUUAUGUCCUUCGUGACACUCCCACAAGUGAGGGCGUUGAAGUUCGAUAUCACCUACUAUGACCGCGACGCCGUAAGCUCGGGCUACUGGUUCGUUGCGCCUUAUAGCUUAAUUGACCCAGAGCCCCCGACGAAGCAAUGGAAGCCGUGCCAAGUCGGGCCCUACAUAUACGAUGCAGACGGUACUCUCAUCUGGGCUGGAUCGUGCCUAUACGAUAACCGCAAUAUCUUCGAUUUCAAAGCGGUGCCUAACAUUGAUGGCGGCUCCCACUUGUCAUUUAUCUUGCAGCAUACAUUUCGGUUCGAAGGCGAUGAGAAGGGGACUGCAUAUGUUUUGGAUCAGCAUUAUGAAACGGAAAAAGCCAUCCCGGUGACUAAUGACCUUGCCGCAUUCAACAUGCACGAAUUCAACGUCCUUGACGGCGGAAAGAUGGCUCUAGCUUGCACGUAUCGAAGCAAGUACAUGAACUUGGGUGCCCUUGGUCGUCCUGAGGAGUACAGCUGGGUUUUCACCGGUGGUUUGGUUGAGCUGGACACAGCUACGGGUGAGGUGCUUUUUGAAUGGGACUCCGAAGGCUACAUCCCUCUUGAUGAAUCUGUGAAAUUGGACCCAUCAACACCAGUUGCCGACCCGCCUGGUUGGGAUUACAUUCAUGUGAACGCGGUCGAUAAGAAUGCUGCUGGCGACUAUAUCCUCUCAGCUCGAUUCACGAACACUAUCUAUCUCAUCUCCGGGAAGGAUAAAAGUAUCAUCUGGCGGCUUGGUGGGGAAACGUCUGAUUUCGUCCAAGAUUUCACUUUCUCCAAGCAGCACCAUGUGCGCUUUAUCGAAUCCAACGCCACACACACGACCAUCUCGUUCCUCAACAACGCUUCGGACGAGUUCGAACAGGGAGAAGACACCUCAAGUGCUCUCUACGUGCAGCUCCACACCAGUGUUUCCCCGAUGACCGCAAAGGUCAUUGCGCGAUACAACCGUCCGGACGGGGACCUUACUCGGCUGCGCGGAAACGUGCAAACACUGCCCAAUGGGAACGUCUUCGUGGGUUGGAGUGAACGGGGAUACCAAUCUGAGCACUCCCCCGAGGGUAACGUCCUUAUGGAAGCCCGUUUUGCUUCCUCUCGCUUCUCCACCUACCGGUCGUACAAAUUCGACUUCACUGGUCGGCCCAAUACCCCGCCGGACGUGGUCUCGUCCGUCUAUGGAACAGACGAAACCGAUCUCACUACCAUCUUCCACGUGAGCUGGAACGGCGCAACGGAUAUUGCUUCGUGGAAUUUCUACGCACGGGCGAAUCAGGACGGGAUGCCUGUGCUGGUAGGCAACACCACCAAACUCGACUUCGAGACGAUGUACAUUGCGGAUGGUUACCUGGACUGGGUCUCCGUGGAAGCAGUGGACAAGGACGGAAACGUCCUGGGGACCUCUGAGAUUCAACGGACCGAGCCCCCGAGUAACUGGCGACUUGCCGGGUUCCAAGGCAAUACCAUGCCAACACCCCACGAUCCAUCGGAUCUCCAUGAGCACAAAACCAUUGCUGUGGACGAUGACGCCGAUGACGCCGAAGAAGUUUACGUCAAGGCUCAAGAGGCGGCCGAAUCCAUCUACAAAGCGUGGGAGGUCAUCCGCGGAGUCGGGGGCCUUCUCAUCUUUGUUCUAGUUCUAUGUUCUACGGGCGGACUUCUGGCGGGCAUGUACUGGUAUUUCCGGCGGCAUAGUAUGCAGGCAUACCACGAGGUUGCCUCCGAGGAAAGCCAGCCAUUGAACGAACGGUCUACUUGA
Messenger RNA from Aspergillus nomiae NRRL 13137, 1848 nucleotides. RefSeq lists its product as uncharacterized. The transcript has 3 exons. Bases 1 to 1848 code for a protein of 615 amino acids. Lineage: Eukaryota; Fungi; Ascomycota; Eurotiomycetes; Eurotiales; Aspergillaceae. The record is from RefSeq and is a predicted model, not a curated record.